CUGCUCUCGGCACGGAGCGGCUUGGAGCGGUGCGAGACGGAGCGGUCCCUCUGGGGCGGCUUCCACGAUGAGGAGCCAACUCCUGCUUCUGUCUGUGCUCCCGGUGCUCCUGGGUCCACCAGCUGCCAUGGCACAGAAGAGGAUCCAAGCAGUGUGUGAGGAUGUGCUGGAGGCUGACAUCGUGUUCCUGGUGGAUGGCUCAUCCAGCAUCGGAAGGAACAACUUCCGUGCUGUCCGUACCUUCAUGGACAAGCUGGUGGGGGCCUUUGUGCAGGCAAUGGGUGAGAAGGCAGUGCGCUUUGCCAUGGUGCAGUACAGUGAUGACCCACGGGUAGAGUUCCCAUUCUCCCGGCAUACUGAUGGCACAAGUGUCCGGAGGGCCAUACAGCAGCUGAGUUACAAGGGUGGCAACACCCGUACCGGUGCUGGCUUCCGCUACAUUGCUGACAACUUCUUUGGCCCCACACAGCGCCAACCUGGUGUCCCCCAGAUCUGCAUUCUCAUUACGGAUGGCAAGUCCCAGGAUGAUGCCGAGGGGCCAGCAGCGAAGCUGAAGAACCAGGGCAUCAAGGUCUUUGCUGUGGGUAUUAAGAAUGCUGACCACAAGGAGCUGAUCCGUGUGGCCUCAAUGCCUACAGAUGCCUUCUUCUUCUACAUUGGUGAUUUCAAGCUGCUGGACACGCUGGUGCCACUGAUGACACACAGGGUGUGCACAAGUGCUGGGGGCACCCUGCGCCUGCUGGAUGGGCCAGGCCACACUGGCCCCUCCAACCUGGAGAUCCCGGAGCAGAGCCUCAACCAUCUACGGAUCCGCUGGAGGGCAGCCAGUGGUCCCAUCACUGGCUAUCGGGUGCAGUACGUGCCACUGACAGGGCUAGGGCAGCCGAUCAUGGCAGAGAGGCAGGAGGUGAGCGUGGGGCCACAGGAGACAAGCACUGUGCUAUGGGGACUGCAUGUUGGGACAGAGUACCUGGUCACUGUCACCGCCCAGUACACCAACAGCAUCGGCGAGUCAGUGUCUGGCCGAGCAAGAACCCAAAGCCAUGCUGGCUCAACAGUGGAUUUUCACGUGGUGGAGACAGGACCAACCUUUCUGCGGUUGGCCUGGCGGCCUGGCCCUGAGCCCCCCCAGGGCUACAGCCUCAGCUAUGCUGUGCAAGGAGAACCUCAAAGGGAGAAGAGCCUGACGGGCCAGUGCACAGUCAGCCACACUCAGCAACCUGCAAGCCUGACACUGAGUAUGUGGGUGAUGCUCCGGCCCCGUUUAUGCCACAGCAGCCCACUGUCCCUGCCACCCUCACCACUCGGACACAGCAUGCUGCUGGCCUGGCACUCUGUUGAUGGUGCUACUGGCUACCGGCUCUCCUGGGCAACCCGCACAGGCAGCUGGAGGGCCCCCACAGCCACUGUGUGGCAGAGGACAGAGGCAGGUACAGACCAGACGCUGCAGACCAAUAUCCUGGGCCCCACAUCCAUCCGGGUGCUCUGGACCCGUGCCCGUGAUGCUCAUGGCUACCGUCUGGAGUGGAAGAGCGCCACAGGACCAGAGCCCUACAGAACGGUGUCUCUCCCCAGCAGCACCAAUACUUACCAGCUAAUGGGGCUGAAGCCAGGCACUAAGUACCGCAUCACCCUCUACACACUCUAUGAUAGUGGGGAGGUGGCCACCCCUGUCACCACCUUUCAGACAAGCAUGGAGGCACCUGUGGCUGCUGUGUCAGACCUGCGGCUUGUUGAGGAAUCGGGCAGGCGGGUACAGCUGAGCUGGACUGGUAUCCCUGGUGCAACAGAGUACAAAGUGAUUGUCCGCAACAACCAGGAUGGCACGGAGAGGACAAGGCACAUCCCAGGCAGCCAGACGGGCCUGGAGCUUGGUGACCUCCAGGAGGGUAUCACCUACCUGGUGCGUGUCUCGGCACUAGCAGGCAGUCAGGAGGGCAAUGCUGCUAUGCUCACCAUCCGCCUCAGGCUGAAGAAAUCACGCCUCCUCCCUGCUGACCCCACCUCUUUCACCAUCGAGGGCUGCACACCAACACUGUCUACACUGUUGGUGUCUCAGCCAUUGUGGAUGGCCGUGAGGGCAGCCCUGUCACUAGCCACGGGACGGAUAGUGCCGGAGCAGGUGGGGAAGGUGACCCAGCUGGAGGUGCAGGCAUCCAGGAGCAAUGUUGCCCGUGUCACUUGGGUCGGUGUGCCGGAAGCUACUGCCUACAAUGUGGUGUGGAGCCGCAGGGAUGGGAGUUCAGAGAAUAGCCAGCAAGUUCCUGGCCACAUCAACUCCUUUGAAAUCCCCAAUCUGGAGGGAGGCGUCUCCUACACUGUGAAGGUGACAGCACUAAUUGGCAACCGGGAAGGCAAUCCUGUCUCUGUUGUCGUCACAACCCCAGAGACAGUCCCCCUACACCCUGUCAGUGGCUUCCAGGUGACCGAGGCCUCAGAGCACACCCUGCGCCUGACCUGGCUGCCAGUGGCUGGCAGCACCGGAUACCGCCUGUUCUGGCGCCUGGCUGAAGGGCCCCAGCAUAGCCAGCAGCUCCCAGCCACCUUCAGCAGAUCUUAUGAUCUGUCGGGACUGGAACCAGGCCGGCGCUACCAUAUCAGCAUCACCAGCCUGUCUGGCAGCCGAGAGAGUGAGCCAGCCACCAUCACUGCCAUCACCACUGCCCCAAGCCACAUCACCAGCCUGCGGGUGACAGAGGUGCAGAGAGAUUCGUUGACUCUUGCCUGGACCCCAGUCCAUGGUGCCUCGGCUAUGUCCUCUCCUGGAGCCCUCCCGGAGGCUGGUGGGGAGAAGGAGCGGACGUUGCCCAGCACUGUCAGCUCCCAGCAGGUCUCUGGGCUGCGCCUGGGCCAGCACUACACCUUCACCCUCCGCCCACUCCUGGGGAGUGCACCAGGUGCCGAGGUGUUUGUCAGUGAGCGCACAGCUACCGCAGCCUACCCUGGCUUGCUCCUGAACCGCUCCAGUGACCUGCCAACUGUGCUGGAACAGAUCCGUACCAUGCGCUAUGAGGAGCCCAGCGGGGCAGCCAUCACCUUUGCCAGGACCUACCUGCUGAGUCCUGGUGCAGGGCGCCGUCCUGGGGUACCAGCAGUGCUGGUGGUUCUGGCUGACACCCCUUCUGGGGAUGAUGCCAUCACUGUGGCCAGGGAUGUCAAGGCUGGGGGGGUCCAGGUGCUGGCAGUGGGCAUGGAGGGGGCAGACCGGGAGCAGCUCCGGCGCAUGGUCACCACUGAGGACCAACGGUACAUCUACCAUGGCAGCAACCUGGCAGAGCUGGAGGGAGAGCUCAUUGAUGACCUCUGCACCAUCAUCUCCACCAUGCCAGUGCUGAAGCCAAAGCCCUGCACUGUGCAGUGCCCCAAGGGCGAGAAAGGAGACCGCGGACCACCAGGGCCACAGGGUCCAUCAGGAGAGAGUGCCAAGAGUCUGGGCAAGAAGGGGGACAGGGGAGAGCCCAGGGUGAUCACAGAUAGAGAACAGGGACUACCAGGCCAGAAAGGGGAGCCAGGUGUACCGGGAGAAAAGGGUGACCAAGGGGAAAGGGGUCCUCAGGGACUGCCGGGGGAGCAGGGCAGGAAGGGGGACCGUGGGGCACCAGGCGAGCUGGGAGAGACGGGCAAGAAGGGUGACCCAGGAGAGCCUGGGGAGAAGGGGGGAGCCAGGCCGAGCAGGCACUCCUGGGCAGAUCGGAAUGCGAGGGAGAGCGAGGAGAGAAAGGUGAUGAAGGCACCCCGGGGUCCCCGGGGCCUUCCUGGCUACCGUGGCCCCCCCGGAGAGAAGGGUGACUUGGGGGACCCAGGACCUGGAGGCAGGAAUGGCAGCCCUGGAGCACCAGGGAGCAAGGGUGAUCGUGGGGACCCGGGGCCUCCUGGACCCCCAGGACGAACUGUCGAUGUUGGGCUCGGAGGAGUGGGAGGAAAGGGUGAGAAGGGGGACCCAGGCAAGAAUGGUGCGAAGGGUGCCCGGGGUGAUGCCGGCUCACCUGGAGUGCCUGGAGAGAGGGGUGUGGAGGGCCCCCGUGGCCCCCCUGGCACACAGGGUGACCCUGGGGACCGAGGCCUGCCAGGAGAGAAGGGGGACCGUGGCCCACCAGGGUUGGAUGGCCGCAAUGGCCUGGAAGGCAAACCUGCCCCAGGGCCUGCUGGGCUGCGGGGGGAUGCAGGAAAGCAAGGAGAUCCUGGCCGGGAUGGACUGCCUGGGCGGCAUGGGGAGCAGGGACCACCUGGCCCGAUGGGUCCCCUGGGACCACCCGGUGUGCCUGGCAAACCCGGUGAGGAUGGCAAACCUGGCCUGAACGGCAAGAAUGGAGAAGAUGGGACACCAGGAGAGGAUGGGAGAAAGGGAGACAAAGGUGAUACAGGACUACCUGGGAGAGAGGGCCACAGUGGUGCCAAGGGUGAGCAGGGGGACAGAGGUGUGCCAGGCCCACUCGGCCCCCCUGGCCUCCCUGGUGUCCCAGGGCAGGUUGGCCCCCCAGGCCAGGGCUCCCCAGGCCUCCGUGGGAUGGCUGGACCAAAGGGGGACCCAGGGGAGCCUGGACUGCGAGGGGAGCCGGGGCAACCUGGCAACCCUGGAGCACGUGGAGACCCUGGGACUACAGUGAACAUUGAACGUAGCCUGGAAGCGCUUGGCAUCAAGGUUUCAUCCCUGAAGGAGCUCACGGGUGCCUAUGAUGGGAGCUCAGACUCGUUUCUGCUGGUGUCUGAGCGGCUGCGGGGCCAGAAGGGCAGUCGGGGGGGAUCCAGGAGAAAGGGGGCCCCCAGGCCGAGAGGUGCAGCUUAUGUUUUGCAGGGCUCCUUAGGCUUCCCUGGCGAGCGAGGACCCAAAGGUGACAAGGGCGACCCAGGUACCCCUGGCCCCCAGGGCCCCAUGGGCCGGGCCAUGGGUGAGCGGGGUCCCGAGGGCCCGCCUGGGCAGCCAGGAGAGCCUGGCAAGCCAGGCAUUCCAGGGGUGCCGGGCCGGGCUGGGGAGCUGGGGGAAUCCGGGAGGUCCGGCGAGAAAGGUGAGUGUGUUGUGGAGGGUGACCGCGGUGAGAAGGGUGACCGAGGUGAGCAGGGAAGGGAUGGCUUGCCUGGACCCCCAGGGCCCCCAGGGCCCAAGGUGGACGUGGUGGAGGGCAGCCUGAUGGGACUCCCAGGCGAACGUGGCCCCUUUGGACCCAAAGGAUCGAAGGGUGAGCCAGGAGCUGAGGGUGAGCGGGGACCCAAAGGAGAUAAGGGUGAAGCUGGCUUGAGGGGUGACCGAGGGGAGCCUGGUGAGAAGGGCAGGGAUGGUGCCCAGGGUCUCCCGGGUGAGAGAGGACUGGCAGGCCCUGAGGGGAAGCCGGGCUUGCCAGGCUUUCCUGGCGUGCUGGGACGCCCGGGCAAUCAGGGAGACCCAGGACCCCCAGGACCUCAGGGCAGCACUGGCCCACCAGGGACCCAGGGCCCAGCUGGUGCCAAGGGUGAUCCAGGGGAACCUGGCUCCAGCAUCCGUGGCUUGCCUGGCCCCCAGGGCAACAUGGGCCUGCCAGGACCCCUUGGCCCCCCUGGCCCAGGGGGCCCACCGGGUGUCCCUGGGCUGCCGGGACAAGUGGGGGAGAGCGGGAAGCCGGGUGUGCCAGGCAGGGAUGGUGUGCCAGGGAAGGACGGUCAGGCAGGAAUGCCUGGGAAGAUGGGCUUACCGGGACCUUUGGGGCCUGCUGGUCCCAAGGGAGAGCGAGGGGAUGCUGGAGCUCCAGGGCAGGCCAUUGCUGGCCCCCCUGGAGCCAAGGGAGAGAAGGGUGAGCCGGUGCUGCUGGAGGGUGUGCUGCUGGGAAAGCCUGGCUCCAAGGGUGACCGAGGCUUGCCAGGCCCCAAGGGUGAGAAGGGGGAGCCAGGAAGGUUUGGAGAGCCAGGAGAUCCUGGGGAAGAUGGAGCCAAGGGAUCCUCUGGAGCCAAAGGGGAGAAGGGAUCACUGGGUGUCGGUGCACGGGGACCACCAGGACAGGAUGGGCCUCCAGGUUUGAAGGGUGAUACUGGCUUGCCAGGAUUACCAGGACCCCCAGGCUUAGCAGGGAUUGCUGGGAUGCCAGGACAGCCAGGCCUGAGAGGGGACAAUGGACCACCUGGCCCUCCAGGUCCCCCAGGAGAGAGGGGUUUGAUCGGCUUUCCAGGCAGGGAUGGCACUACUGGACCACCGGGACCUGUAGGGCCCCCAGGGCCAGCUGGUAUACAAGGGGCCCCUGGCCUGAAGGGUGACAAGGGCGCUCUUGGGGCAGGGCUGCCAGGAGCUAGAGGUGAACGUGGUGACCCAGGACCACGGGGUGAAGAUGGGCGCCCAGGGCCAGAAGGAGAUCGUGGGCCAGCAGGCUUGCCUGGGAGCCGAGGGGAGCGUGGGGACAAGGGAGACCUUGGGGCCCCAGGACCCAAAGGAGACAAGGGUGAUACUGUGGUUGUGGAGGGGCCAGCUGGAGCACGGGGCAGCAAGGGCGAGCCGGGAGAGCGUGGCCUGAAGGGCACAGAAGGGGACAAAGGGAACAAGGGGGAGCAAGGCAUGCUCGGAGAGAAGGGCAUAAGGGGUGAACAAGGAGAGAAGGGGUCCAUGGGCUUCCCUGGGGCACGCGGCCCUAGCGGGCAGAAGGGAGAGGCUGGAGCACCAGGAGAGCCUGGUGAGCCAGGUCAGCCUGGCCGUGAUGGGAUCCCUGGGGCCCGGGGAGAGAAGGGGGACAUGGGACCCCUGGGCAUGCGUGGCCUCAAGGGUGACCGGGGCAUGAAAGGUGCCUGUGGCCUCAAUGGGGGCAAGGGCGAGAAGGGAGAGCCAGGGAUCCCAGGGCGCUCAGGACUGUCAGGGAGGAAAGGCGAGCCGGGAGAUCUGGGUCUGUCAGGACCACCAGGCAUUCCUGGAAAGGAAGGGCUUAUGGGACCCAAGGGUGACCGAGGAUUUGAUGGGCAACAGGGAGCCAAAGGAGACCAGGGGGAGAAAGGAGACCGGGGUGCCCCGGGUGUUAUGGGUGGCCCUGGUCCCCGGGGCAGUGAUGGUGCUCCUGGCCCACCUGGGCCCUCAGGGAGCAUUGGCCCACGAGGUCCUGAGGGCAUGCAGGGCCAGAAGGGGGAGAGAGGCCCCCCUGGACAGUCAAUGCCAGGUGCACGUGGUGUGCCUGGCAUCCCCGGUGAGAGAGGAGAGCAGGGCAGUCCUGGCACCCAUGGGCUCCGUGGGGAGAAGGGGGAGCCAGGCAUGACGGAGGAGGAGAUCCGUGGCUUUGUCAGGCAGGAGAUGAGCCAACACUGUGCCUGUGGUGGUGACUUUCCACACUACCAGGAUUCACGUGAUCACUCAGGAGGCUGGGGGGCUCAGGCCAGGAGCAGCUUCCACUCUGCCCAGGGAGUCGGAAGAAUCGUCCGCCAAGAGAGAGAGCAUGACCAAACAGGGUCCUUCUCCCCUCAGCCGUUCCCUCCUGGCAGCACUCACAUAGUCCCUGUGCUCAAGCUGUCACACACUGAGGAGGAUGAGGGCCAGGACAGGCAGAUCAUGCUCGACAAUGAUGACCUGGAGUAUGACAGCAUGGAUGGAGAGGAGGAGGAUUAUGAUGCAGUCCCAGAGGUGGACAGCCUGGAGCAGCCCACAGUGGAUGCUGAGCCCUGCAGGCUGCCGCUGGAUGAGGGGGACUGCCAGCGCUACACCCUGCGGUGGUACUACAACCAAAGAGUCACCGAGUGCCGGCCCUUUGUCUAUAGUGGUUGCCAGGGCAACCUCAACCGAUUCGACAGCAAGGAGGAGUGUGAGCUGCACUGUAGGCGGCACCCAGGGGCAGAUUCCCAUGGCAGUGCCGGCAGCAAGGUGGGAGGGCAGCCAAAGAUGUAGGUGCAGGCAGUGUAUUGGCAGGCAGGGCUGCCUGGAAGUAGGGCCCAGCUGCCACCCUGGCCAGGGCUGGGUUGCCCAUGGUGGCAGUGCCCAUGUACCCACUAGCCCCAGCAGGAACCUGGUGCUAUUUCUAACCUGUCUUUAUGCUGCUCAUGGGUUUUCAUUUCAUAUCAAUAUAUUGUCAUUAAGGUGAAAUUUAUAUCACAUGGGAAACUGCCUCCCACCAAGGCUCUGAAACCCCCUUUCCCACUGGGCUGUUCUCAGUUUGAUUUUUAAAUUAUUUGUUGCCAACAGAAUGGUUCUUAGCCCUAUUCCCUCUCUCUGGAAGCAGAGCUGGGACUUGGCACAGUUGGGCUCCCUACCAUCCCAUAAUACCCUUGUACCCUUUCCUGCCCCACACAGACCCCCAAACACCUUCUCUUGCUCCCCACUCUCUGCUGGGAGAGCUGCCCACAUCCUUGUGCCUCCCUGCACAACAUCUGUCACCCCCACCCUGCAAUAAGCUUCAUCUGAAUAAAUUUCACCUUAACCUCAACUACGGCCCAGUUCCCCUUUUGUGGCUGCUGUGGUUUGGCAAUGACCUGUGGGGAGACUGGAGGCUUUUGCCAUGUGCUACCCUCCAGAUCACAUGCCUGCCAGCAGCACACAUGUCUUUAAUCCGGGGGAUCUCACCUGCAUCCCCAGCUUGUCAGGGAAACCCUGAGGAUGGUGCUAUGUUAGAAGAGGUUCCUGCUUGCCCAUGCUUCUCUCAAAGGCUUUUUGAAAGUGAGGUUGGCUGCCAGGGUCACAGCCCCUGCUUGCCCCCAUCCCCAAGGCUGAGUAGAGACAUGCCCUUCACUGCCCCAGAGCCCCAGGUGCAGCUGGGUGAGCUUUGUGGCCCCCACACUUACUGCUGUUCUCUCUGUAUAUCUAUAUACACCAAAAGUAUAUGUGUACCAAUGCAGUGUAUUA
Molecule: messenger RNA, 8776 nt
Organism: Hirundo rustica (Barn swallow)
Lineage: Eukaryota; Metazoa; Chordata; Aves; Passeriformes; Hirundinidae
Gene: COL7A1
Product: collagen type VII alpha 1 chain
Molecular function (GO): serine-type endopeptidase inhibitor activity; protein binding
Source: RefSeq, a predicted model, not a curated record